Messenger RNA from Momordica charantia (bitter melon), 2461 nucleotides. RefSeq names its product beta-amylase 2 (gene BMY2). Gene Ontology annotation, biological process: polysaccharide catabolic process. NCBI's taxonomy places the organism in Eukaryota, Viridiplantae, Streptophyta, Magnoliopsida, Cucurbitales, Cucurbitaceae. The record is from RefSeq and is a predicted model, not a curated record. Gene Ontology annotation, molecular function: beta-amylase activity.
AUUUUCAGUAUCGGAAAGGGAGAGAUUUGUUUGUUUGCUAGCAUUGGCAAUGAGUGCGAGGCGAAGGCGCAUCGUCUUGCCGGAGGAAGUGGACGCAGAGGAGAGCAGCAAUCGGAGUUCUUAGGGGCUACUGGUUCUAACGAAUCAAUGUAAUUGGCAAUUGUUUCUUAGCUGCAAGAAUUCGGAAGAAGAUGAGCGGCAGCUUAAACGACGAUAGCUUCCACCAAGAUCUUCAACCCCAAGCCAACCAUGGCUCCGACUACUUAUCCCACCAACUCCAACCUCCGCCGCCGCCUCGUCGUCCUCGUGGUUUCGCUGCCACCGCUGCUGCCGCCGCGACUACCACGGCUUCUGCUACUGGCGGUAAGGCGAAGAGAGAAAGAGAGAAAGAAAAAGAGCGGACGAAACUGCGCGAGCGCCAUCGCCGAGCCAUUACUAGUCGAAUACUGGCAGGACUUCGCCAGUACGGUAACUUCCCCCUCCCUGCUCGUGCUGAUAUGAACGAUGUGCUGGCCGCACUUGCUAGGGAGGCUGGCUGGAUUGUUGAGGCCGAUGGCACAACCUAUAGGCAGUCCGCUCCGCCUUCUCAGUCCCAAGCGGCAGCAUUUCCUGUAAGGUCGGGCGAGAGCCCUAUCUCAUCUGGUUCUUUUAAGGCUUGCUCUAUUAAAGCAGCAUUAGAUUGUCAGCCAUCUGUUCUCAGAAUUGAUGACAGCUUGUCCCCAGCAUCUUUGGAUUCGGUUGUCAUCACAGAAAGAGAUGCAAAGAACGAGAAGUAUGCAGCUUCGAGCCCUCUUAACUCAGCUCACUGCUUGGAAGAUCAGCUUAUCCAAGAUAUUCGCUCUAGGGAGAAUGAGAGUCAGUUCAGAGGCACUCCUUAUGUCCCUGUUUAUGUAAUGCUCGCAACUGGUUUUAUAAACAACUUCAGUCAAUUGGUUGAUCCUGAUGGCCUCAGACAGGAGUUAAGUCAUUUGCAAUCACUAAAUGUAGAUGGCGUUAUUGUGGAUUGUUGGUGGGGUAUUGUAGAAGCUUGGAACCCACAGAAGUAUGUGUGGUCUGGCUAUAGAGACCUUUUUAACAUCAUACGAGAAUUCAAGCUGAAAGUGCAGGUAGUGAUGGCAUUUCAUGCAUUUGGAGGCACUGAAUCAGGUGAUGCAUUAAUCAAGCUCCCGCAAUGGGUUUUGGAGAUAGGGAAGGAGAACCCAGAUAUUUUCUUUACAGAUCGUGAAGGAAGGAGGAAUAAGGAUUGCCUAUCUUGGGGCAUUGACAAAGAGCGAGUUUUAAAAGGAAGAACUGGAAUUGAGGUCUAUUUCGACUUUAUGAGAAGCUUUCAUACCGAGUUCAAUGAUUUGUUUGCUGAGGGUCUCAUCUCUGCUGUUGAAGUAGGACUGGGGGCAUCUGGAGAACUAAAAUAUCCUUCUUUCUCAGAAAGGAUGGGAUGGAGGUAUCCUGGUAUCGGUGAGUUUCAGUGUUAUGAUAAGUAUCUACAACAGAGUCUGCGCAAAGCUGCUGGGUUGCGUGGUCACUCAUUCUGGGCUAGGGGGCCUGAUAAUGCCGGCCAGUACAAUUCUAGACCACAUGAAUCAGGGUUCUUCUGUGAACGAGGUGAUUAUGAUAGCUACUAUGGUCGCUUUUUCCUCCAAUGGUAUGCCCAGACGCUGAUAUAUCAUGUAGAUAACGUGCUGUCUCUUGCAAGCCUUGUCUUUGAGGACACAAAAUUUAUUGUUAAGAUUCCUGCAGUUUAUUGGUGGUAUAAGACUUCUAGUCAUGCAGCAGAGCUAACAGCUGGGUUUUAUAACCCCUCUAACCAAGAUGGUUACUCCCCUAUUUUUGAUAUUUUGAAGAAACAUUCCGUAAUAGUCAAACUUGUCUGUUCUGGCAUGCCGGUUGCUGGUCACGAAGUGGAUGAUGCAUUGUCUGAUCCAGAAAGUUUGAGUUGGCAGAUUUUAAAUUCAGCUUGGGAUCGAGGCUUAACCGUAGCUGGUGAAAAUUCUCUUUCAUGCUAUGACAGAGAUGGAUAUGUGAGAGUUGUUGAUAUGGCAAAGCCGAGGAAUAACCCUGAUCGCCAUCAUUUCUCCUUCUUUGCAUAUCGACAGCCAUCUGCUUUGAUUCAAGGAGCCGUUUGUUUUCCAGAGUUGGACUACUUCAUCAAGUGCAUGCAUGGCGAGAUAGAAGGCGAUUUGAUGCCCUGUUGAAGUGAAAAAUUCCCUCUCAUUCAUGGAUUAAUUGCCGGCCAUCAUUCUAGACAUGAUCAGGUAAAUUGCUGUCUGUCUCAAACCUCGUAAAAAAAGAGCAUAGCGGCUGUAAAUUUAUCCUCUAUGCAUUUGAAGUUGCUUGCUUUUAGUUUAUCUGACAGUGACCAUUAAAUGGUAAAAUUCAGUUGGCUUAAGUAUCAAUGGCUGGUCGAAUCUUCCACCCUAUUUAUAUAUUUGUUCAAAAAGGAAAAAGAAAAAAGAUUCAUUUA